UAUCUAGGCUAUACGUCUCUCAUUCUAUUCAACUGGUCAUGUGUCACAUCUCUCGUCCGCGUGCACGCGCUGUCUCACUCUUCCUCCUCCACUCCUCGCACUCCUCAUGCAUUUGUUUAGAAUUGUUGACUGAGGCACUUCGGAUUUGCUAUAAAUUAAUUAAUUAAUUAAUUUAAUAACUAUCGCCUAUAAAGUCUCCAUUCAGAUGGCAGCAUGUAGCAUCCUUUGACGUCUUGUGUAACUUCCAGCCUCCCUGGGCGAGCCGUGCGUUAUGAUGAAAGGACCGAUCUUCCACGAUCCGAUGCGACUCGUCGACCCGAGGCACCUUCCGCAAAUGAUGUCCCUGGAGGAGCGCGAGCCCACCAUGGUGGAGGGGACCCUGGGGCCCCGCAACUCCACGCCGCCCGGGGGGGAGGGGGCUCCGGGCCAGCAGCACCAGUCCUUCCCCUGGGUGGAGACCCUCCUGGCCGGCGUCCUGAUCACGACCAUCGUGGUGGAUGUUAUCGGGAACCUGCUGGUCAUCGUGUCCGUGUUCAGGAACAGGAAACUCAGGAAAGCAGGAAACGCCUUUGUGGUGAGCCUGGCUUUUGCUGACCUAGUCGUCGCCAUCUACCCCUAUCCGCUGGUCCUGACCGCCAUCUUCCACGACGGCUGGAUCGCCGGCUACAUCCACUGUCAGAUCAGCGGCUUUCUCAUGGGCCUCAGCGUCAUCGGCUCCAUCUUCAACAUCACGGGCAUCGCCAUCAACCGCUACUGCUACAUCUGCCACAGCCUCAAAUACGAUAAGCUCUUCUCCAACAGCAACACCAUGUGCUACGUGGUGCUCGUCUGGGUGCUCACCAUCCUCGCCAUCGUGCCCAACUGGUUCGUAGAGUCGCUGCAGUACGACCCAAGGGUGUACUCCUGCACCUUCGCCCAGUCGGUCAGCUCGCUGUACACCAUCACGGUGGUGGUGGUGCACUUCAUCCUGCCAAUCGGCAUUGUCAGCUACUGUUACCUUCGCAUCUGGAUCCUGGUCAUCCAGGUGAGGAGGAGGGUCAAGCCGGACACACGGCCAAAGAUCAAUCCGCACGACCUACGCAACUUCCUAACCAUGUUCGUGGUGUUCGUGCUCUUUGCCGUCUGCUGGGCGCCGCUGAACCUGAUUGGCCUGGCGGUGGCGCUGGACUCCAGGCUCAGCUGGGCAAUCCCGGAGUGGCUGUUCACGGCCAGCUACUUUAUGGCGUACUUCAACAGCUGCCUCAACGCCGUCGUCUACGGCGCCCUGAACCACAACUUCCGGAAGGAGUACAAGAGGAUCGUCCUGAUAAUCUUCAAGUUUCACUGCUGAGAGGAUACGCUGAGGAGAGGGUGAAGGAAACUUUAACUUUUGCAACAAGAAAAGGAUAUUGUAAAGAACACUUUGACAAAGAGGAAAACAAAUACAAGGUACUGUGUGAAGAAGAAAGAAAAACACUUUGUAUGCAAGAGAAAAGAAGAACUUUAGUAGCUGGAGGUGAAGGGGAGAAAAAGAGACAAAGUGAAAUAAAUGAUGCCACAGUGUAAGUUAUCUUUGAUGCCUUCAGGGAACUUGAGAGAAAGUAAAAAAGUAAAGAAAGAGGGAUGCAGAGACUAGAACAAAUCUUAACUUAGUAAUAUAUUUCAUCAUGACUUUCUAGGGGAAUGAAGUCAUGAAUUACUCUUCAAAGGAAAUUAUUGUAUUUUCAUCAACUUUAUACUUCAUAAUGUCGGGAUAUUCGAACAUUGGGAACAUCCCCCUGAUUUCUUUUUCAUUUGAUGCAAAACUAGUUUCAAGACAGCAUUCUGGGAUGUUUUUUUAAUCAGUGGACGUCAGAGGUGUAUUUAAAAGAAGGAGCGUAACUGUGACCACACCCAACAGUUAUGUCACAAAGUCCACCUGUACAUCCCUGCAGCGAGGUAAGAUGUUAAACAAUGAAGGUCAGCAGAGACAAGAUUGUUAGAGGGAAGAUUGUUAGAGCGUGUUAAGUUUAUCUAUUACUCUGUUAAGUAUUAAACAUGUAAUCAAUGGCAGAAAGUAUCUUAGAUCUGGCAACCAAAGGCUGGAUUGAUGGCAUAGUUUCAGAGGCCAUAGCCACGGUAGCUAUGCUAUAGGCUACACCAGGGGUCGGCAACCUGUUUCAUAUGAAAUGCCAUUUGAAAAUGUCCUUGUUAAUCGGUGUCUUAUCACCUGUUAUCAUCUACUAAGAAAGUAGAAUGGAGAAGAAGUCAAUUAAACUACAAUAAAUAACAGAUUGUGCUCCCGCCAAUGGCUUUGAAAGAGGUCAUUUGUCUUGCGGAUUGGAAUAUUUAAAAAAAUAAUAAUUAAAAUUCUCUUGCACACUUAAACCUAGUGUGCCAUUGGUUUUACUAUCACGUUCCUAUAGUUGCUGACCCCUGGGCUACACAGAAGUGGGAAAUUUAAUUAAAACACAAAACCAGCCAUAUUAUUUACACACCCAUCUCAUGACUAAGUUUAGAAAUUACAAUGCAACUCAACCUCAUUCAACAUGAAUUCUCUGCAUUGGCAAAUCAAGUGUGCAGGACGCAAACGCAGGACACGGAAGGGGUGGUAAGACAAAACCUUUUAGUCUGGAAAAGGAUGUGAGUUAGGGGCUGAUGGCAGGGAAGAGUGGAGAAAACAUUCUUCCCUGUACAGCUGGCAGGGACGUGAGCAAAAGGACAGACAGACGGGUGAUGAUCAGGGGACACAUAGUGAGACAGGUUAGUCAAAAGACCAAGAUAAUGAAUCACUAGAGAGAUAAACUAAGUUUGCAUGAGAGCAUAAACCCCCGCUGGGGUUGAAACAACAAUCUGGCAAAGAAUGGUUGAAGAGCUGCCGGCACACACACUGCGAGCUGCUGAGCAGACGGGGAGAGGUGAUGAGCCAGUUGCAGACAUGUGCAUCAUUAGCAGAGCCGGUCAAACCUUCUCCCAAUUCCAGAUUUUGCACCACCAAAGCUCCUCCUAUCGCCUUUAUGACUGCCGUUCCAAUCUGCUGAGGGUGGGAUUAAGAUGCGAGGAAGGCGAGGAUUGGAAUCAGGGAAGCACAGAGUGGGAAUCGGGAGAGGUCCGAGGAAAGGAGACCACGGCCAACACACAAGCAGACAGAGGGAUGGGAACACAGCAAACACAAGCCAAAGGCCUAGGGAAUCUUCUCUGGGCACAGCCAACGGCCAGAACAAUGUACACCCCAGUAAAUUAUCUUACAACAUGAAUGGUGUAGUGUCUACCUCGCAUUAAUCAAGACUGUCUAAAAUAACGAUUUGUAAGGACUUGACACUCUUUUUCCCUCUCUUGUGUGAGCUGCUAAGGCGUUUUACUUUUUUUAAUUCUAUGGGACUGUGUCACUGUCUUCAAAUCAAUGGCCUCUUCUACUUGGGACAGAAACAGCACAGAUGGGAUGGACUCUCCACCUCUGUCAUAUUUUGGAUUUUUAAUUUACUAAGACGAUAUGCAGAUGUUGAUUGUGUAAUGACACUUAAAUGAACAAAACCAGAGUGGAAGAAAAGACAGAACAAGGUGUCACUGCCAUUCAGAAGCAAUACUGUGUGCACUUUCAUGUCUGACUCGCACGCAACACUUCUCAUUUCCGUUCCACAAAACACACAAAAACA
This is a messenger RNA of Etheostoma cragini (Arkansas darter), 3614 nucleotides long. RefSeq names its product melatonin receptor type 1A like (gene mtnr1al). Gene Ontology annotation, molecular function: melatonin receptor activity. The record is from RefSeq and is a predicted model, not a curated record. Lineage: Eukaryota; Metazoa; Chordata; Actinopteri; Perciformes; Percidae. Bases 272 to 1330 code for a protein of 352 amino acids. Gene Ontology annotation, cellular component: membrane. The transcript has 2 exons. Gene Ontology annotation, biological process: G protein-coupled receptor signaling pathway.